Molecule: messenger RNA, 2356 nt
Organism: Dryobates pubescens (Downy woodpecker)
Lineage: Eukaryota; Metazoa; Chordata; Aves; Piciformes; Picidae
Gene: TSGA10
Product: testis specific 10
Exons: 17
Source: RefSeq, a predicted model, not a curated record
AUGCUGGUGAUAAUUUCCUGGAUAAUUGAAUGUUGGGAUUCUCUUGUUAGACCUAUUGAAGAUCUGAAGAAGAUAAGUGGUGAGCUAAGGCAACAUGUCAUACAACUGCUAGAUAAGAGUCAAGUGGACAGAUUCACCUGUAAAAAUGAUAGUCUGUGUAAACUUCCUGUAAUUGGCAAAUUAUCUGAGCAACUGGAAGAGGAAUUGUUGUUGAAUACUGCUGACAAGGAGCUUGAAGAAGCAAAGAUUCAAAUUCAGCACCAUCAGAACAAGGUAAAGAAACUGGAACACACAGUGAAAACACUGAAGUUUGUGAUUUUACAAACAGAAGCUGAAAUAAAGCAAGGGAAGUCAGCUUCAAGGCUUGAUGCCUUUCUUAAGACAUUGGAAGGGGACAGAGACUACUACAAAAGGGAGACCGAGAAUUUGCUGAAGAUACUUAGAGACACAUUUUUAAGUUCUAAGUGAACCUUUCCUUGUGGCAGCAUGUCAAAAAAAUCGCCAUCUGUUCAGGGAGUGAGUUCUGAUCCAGAAAUUUUGAAAAUAUUGAGAGAAUGUGAAGAACUUAAGUCAACACUGAAAAAAUACGAGCGCUAUGUGGCAGAAAUUCAGGGCAACUUCACGGUUUUAAGAGCUGAGAAAGAAAAAAUUGUCAAUCUUUAUGAACAGGCACAGGAAGAGAUUUCCCGACUUCGUCAGGAAGUUAUCAAAUGUCCCAGAACUCCUAAAAGUACUGUUGUAGUUCAAGCUAUAUUGAGACGUGUGGAGACAGAAAGAGAUACAGCACUGUCUGAUUUCCAAAGGAUGUCUACAGAACGUGAUAGCCUCAGGGAGCAGUUAAAGAUUUCUCAAGAGACUGCGUUUAAUGAAAAGGCUCACUUGGAACAGAGAAUUGAAGAGCUAGAAACCGCUGCUGAAAAUUUAGACAGUGAACGGUUAGAACAGAUGUCCAAAGUGGCACUAAUGAAAGACACCAUUGAUUCUCUGCAAACUGAGAUUAAAAGAUGGACAAGGAGAGCACUGGAUUCUGAAGCUGAGCUGAGCCAAAAGAAAACUGAAUAUGCUUCACUUAGUUUGUUGAAUGAAAAGACAGAACAGAGUCUUUCAGAGGCUCAGCAAAGCCUUGAUAAGAAAAAACAUGAAAUGCAAGUCAUUCAAGAGAAAAUUAUGAUUUUGGAUGAAAAAAUUGAUAAUUUUUCAAGACAAGGCCUUGUACAACAAGAGGAGAUCUGUGCUUUGAAGGAAAGAAUUGUACAACUUAAUAAAGAGAAGGCAACUUUGCAAAACUGUGCGGAAGAAGGAAGAGAGAAGAUUGCUACUUUAGAGGAAAGCCUGUCAAUUAAAGAGAAAAUAAUUUCAGAUUUGAAGAUUAUGAUUUCUGAGUUGGAGCGUUCCACAAAAAAAUCUACUGAAGCGCUCUGUGUCUGUGAGAAAGAUAUCACCAGUCUGCAUCAACAGUUACAAGAAAUCAACAAAGAACUUGCACAGUCUAACAAGAACAGAGAAUCAUUAGCUCAGGAGAAUGACAGGUUACGAGAGCAUCUUUCUAAUAUUAAGGAAGAAAACCAGGUACUAUAUCAAAAAAUAGCUAAGUAUCAAAGUGAGCUUGAUGAUAUGAAGUUGAAAGCCCAGGAUUCAAACACAGAUAUUGUCAGGCUGAAGAGUGUACUGAAGUCAAAAGAGAGAGAGAACGGUGAGCUUCUGGAGAGUUACCAGACAGCCUGUGAACAAGGAGAAAGUUGGGAAGCAAAAUACUAUGAAGCAGAAGCAGAUUGUAGCUCCCUUAGACUGGUGCUGAUCAGCAUGGAGUCUGAGAACCGCAGGCUGAAAGAGAAAACGGAGCUCCUCGAAACAGAGAUGGAACAACUGUGGAGCAAGUGUAAGUCAUCUGACUCAGAAAUAGAGCUGCUGAGAAAACAACUGGGAACUGAAAGAGCAUCUAUGAAAAACCUGGAGUCUUUGCUUGUGUGCAGCCGUGAGAUAGAAUUUCACUCACAGAGAGCAAAGCAAGAGAAGGACUCUGAAAUCCAGUUUCUCAAGGAACAGGUUUCUGAAGGAGAAAAUAAACUUGCUGUGCAGAGUCGAGAUUUUGCUCAUCUCAGAAACAGAGCAGCUCAGCUGCAGUCAGAACUGGAUGUCACCAAAAGACAGCUGGAGAUUGAACACUUUGAAAGGAGACAUCCUGCAGAGGAGCUUCGACACCAGACUCGUACAGCCUCUUAUCAUUUAAGAACAUCAUCACCUGAACAUUCCCAUCAUCAACCUCCUGAUUGGUCUCUGGACUGCUUCCUGGAUGAGUAAAUUGUUCAACAACAUUGAAGUUCCAAACACUAAGGGGAAGACAAUGAAUAACUAA